Messenger RNA from Moneuplotes crassus, 365 nucleotides. The record is from the annotation of a GenBank genome assembly. Lineage: Eukaryota; Ciliophora; Spirotrichea; Euplotida; Euplotidae.
UUUGGGCCCGAAUUAUUGAAAAUUAUGGAUAGGGUUGGUAUCGUAAAGAUGGAUGCAUCCUUAUGAUGCCAGAUGUAGGUCUUUCAGAGCUUUGAAUGCGAUGGAGGAAGACCCAACCUCUUUCCCAAUGCUGGAAGAAAGAGGUGUAGCAGGGCUUACUCCAGAGGCUGCUCUUCCAUGUAAAUGGGUAAGAAGUAAAGGUGUGUUUUGAGAAUAAUUUUUGGGAGGCUCUGAAGCUUGAAAGGGGAAGAGGACCAACAGCGGAGCUCAAUGCUAUGCUAAGUCAAACCUCGAGCACACCUUACAGAGGCUUCAAGCUUCUGACUCCAUCUUUUCUUAUUCUUGUUCUUCUUUUCAAUUAUUCU